This is a messenger RNA of Bipolaris maydis ATCC 48331, 1173 nucleotides long. NCBI's taxonomy places the organism in Eukaryota, Fungi, Ascomycota, Dothideomycetes, Pleosporales, Pleosporaceae. The record is from RefSeq and is a predicted model, not a curated record.
AUGUUUGAAGGCAAAUACACAACGAUGGGCAGCCGAUCAACUCUUCACCCUCGCGUCGUCAGAAAGCAGCUGAAUCAAAACUUAUGGACCGUCAUGGACCACAUUCAGGAUGAGAUCAAAGACGCUUUCGAAGAUUCUUUCCCUCCCUGUCAUGACUGGACCGAAGUGGACGUAGUCGACCGAAUAACACAAAUCGUGGCCCGCGUAUCAAGUCGCAUGUUCGGUGGUACUACCCUUAGCCGCAACAAACAAUGGAUCCAAUCGUCUAUCGACUUCGCAACAGACGGUUUUAUUGGCGCACAGGCACUCAAGAAGUAUCCUGAAUUUCUAAAACCCCUUGUUGCCCAUUUUGUUCCUGCUAUCCAAAAUAUCAAGAGCCACUAUGCUGCCGCAGAGAAGGCCGCGAUUCCUCUUCUCAAAGAGCGUGCGGCUAAUGGCACUGCUGCGCCUGAUCUGCUCUACUGGAUGGCAGAGGACGCCAAGGGAGAGGAAAAAGACUUGGCCUUCCUCGCUGGUAUUCUCCUGAAAGUUAGCUUUGCUGCGAUCCAUACAAGUGCAGCAGCACCUACGCAACUGUUGUAUGAUCUCUGCGAUAUGCCCGAAUACAUAGAGCCACUCAGGAGAGAAAUCGACCAAAAUGUCGAUGGAAAUGGGUUGCUCGACCGCCAGGGAUUUCAGGCAUUGACCAAGUUGGAUAGUAUUAUGAAAGAAAGCCAACGGUUCAACCCCUUACUUCUCAUUACAUUUGAGAGAGUCAUCACGGUAGACUACACUCUUCCUGACGGCGUAAAGAUUCCGGCCCACACAACUAUCGGCGUACCCGCCCACGCCAUCUCGAUGGAUCCCGAGAUCUUUCCUGAACCUGAAAAGUUUAAAGGCUUCCGUUUCGACGAGUCGGCUUCAAAGACGUCUCCAGACUCUCUGAGUGAAAAGGCCAAGUCCUCGGUAGCCUUUGCUGCUGCCAAUCACGCGAGUAUGGCCUUUGGAUACGGGCGGCACGCGUGUCCUGGCCGCUUUUUCGCUUCAGCCGAAAUCAAGGCAAUCAUGGUUUAUCUUCUAAAAAACUAUGACUUCAAGUUUCCUGAUGACCAGGCUGGAAGACCUUCUAGCUUGAUUUUCGAGACGCAGAACUUGCCUAACCCCGCUGGUCGUGUCAUGUUCAAAAGGAGAUGA